AUGCCGCCGAAGCGCGCGUGUCGCCUCGCGCUGCUGGCCGCGGCGGCGGCGUACCUCCUCUUCCUCCUCCUCUUCGAGCUGCCCUCCUUCGCCGUCUCCACCGCGUCGCCCCGCCACGCCCACGCCCAAUCCCACGCCGCCACGCAACGCGCCCGCCGCCGCGAGCUCCUCCACGCCUCCUCCGCGCCGCUGCACGCGUCCUCCCCGCUCCGCCCCGUCAGGACUGCCCCGCUCGCCGUCUCCUCCAUCCGCGUCAACCGCCGCGCCACCAACUCCUCCUCGUCUGCUGCCGCCACAUCAUCCAUCGACGCCUCGGCCAACGCCGCCUUCGCCGCCGCGGCACCCCACCUCGCGCGCCUCCUCUCCGCUCCCGCCUCCCCGUCCUCAUCCUCCUCCCCUUCGCCGUCCCCGUCCGCUGCCGCCUUGGUCUCCUGCCCCGCGACGGUCUCGGUGCCGAGGGACCGGCUCGCGAGCGGCGGGGGAGUCGCGGUGGACCUGCCGUGCGGGAUGGCGGUGGGGUCGCGCCUCACGGUGGUGGCGCGGCCGCGGGCUGCGCGGGCGGAGGUAGCGGGAGGGAGGGACGGGGCCGCGCCGGUCAUGAUGUCGCAGUUCAUGCUCGAGCUCCUGGGCACCAAGGCGGUGCAGGGGGAGGAGCCGCCCAGGAUACUGCACUUCAACCCCAGGAUCCGCGGGGACUUCAGCGGCCGCCCCGUCAUCGAGCUCAACACUUGCUACCGGAUGCAGUGGGCGCAGCCGCAGCGCUGCGAGGGGUGGGCGUCACGGCCGGACGACGACACUGUUGACGGGGAAUUGAAGUGUGACAAAUGGAUUCGUGAUGAUAACAACGAGACACAAGAAUCACGGAUGAAAUUGUGGCUGAACCGUUUGAUUGGUAGGCCGAAUGUCAACUGGCCAUACGCAUUUGCAGAGGGCAAGCAAUUUGUUCUAAUCAUAACAGCUGGUUUGGAAGGCUACCAUGUCAAUGUUGAUGGCCGGCAUGUUACAUCGUUCCCUUACCGCACCGGCUACAAUCUCGAGGAUGCGACACGGUUGUCUUUGAAAGGAGACAUUGACGUCGACUCCAUUUUGGCUGGUUCUUUGCCCACUUCACCUCCUACUUCUGCAACAAAAAGUUAUCUUGAGAUGUCUGAACAGUGGAAGGCCUCACCCUUGCCAACUGAACCUGUUGAGAUUUUUAUUGGCAUCCUGUCAUCUGCUAACCAUUUUGCUGAGCGUAUGGCUGUUCGCAAGUCAUGGAUGAUUUCGACCAGGAGAUCAUCUGAUGUUGUUGCUCGCUUCUUUGUUGCUCUGAAUGGAAGAAAUGAGGUCAAUGAAGAGCUGAAGAAGGAGGCAGAUUACUUUGGGGACAUUGUUAUAGUUCCAUUCAUGGAUAGCUAUGAUCUUGUUGUUCUAAAAACUAUUGCCAUUGUUGAGUAUGGGGUGAGGGUUGUUCCUGCAAAGCACAUAAUGAAAUGUGACGAUGAUACAUUUGUCAGAAUUGAAUCUGUAUUGGAUCAAGUAAACAAGGUCCAAAGGGGAAAGAGCAUUUAUGUGGGAAAUAUAAACUACUACCACAGACCCUUAAGAUCUGGGAAAUGGUCUGUCACAUAUGAGGAAUGGCCAGAGGAAGUGUAUCCUCCUUAUGCUAAUGGGCCUGGCUAUGUCAUUUCAUCGGAUAUUGCUCAAUAUAUUCUAUCCGAGUUUGAUAAUAAGACAUUAAGACUAUUCAAGAUGGAAGAUGUUAGUAUGGGCAUGUGGGUUGAGAAGUUCAAUACUACUCGUCAGCCUGUAGAGUAUUUGCAUGAUGUCAGGUUCUACCAGCCUGGCUGCUUUGAUGGUUAUUUCACCGCACACUACCAAUCCCCACAACACAUGAUUUGUUUGUGGAGAAAGUUGCAAGCUGGGAGCGCUCAAUGCUGCAACGCGAAAGGCAGCAUGGAGAAGUCGAUGGUGGCGGAUAACGACUCCGGGGAAAGCCUCAUGAGCCAAGUGCGCACCAGCUCCGGCGCCUUCUUGGCCAAGCACGAGGUUCUGCGCUAUGAAAUCGGUCAAAAGUAUGAUGCCCACUUUGAUUAUUUUCAUGACAAAAAUAACGUGAAGCGUGGCGGUCAGCGAUUUGCAACUGUCCUUAUGUACUUGACAGAUGUCAAGAAGGGUGGAGAGACUGUAUUUCCAAAUGCUGAGGGAAGCCAUUUACAGUACAAGGAUGAAACUUGGUCAGAGUGUUCAAGAUCUGGCCUGGCAGUGAAACCAAAAGAAGGAGACGCGCUACUGUUCUUUGGUCUUCAUCUCAAUGCAACAACUGAUACAAGUAGUCUUCAUGGGAGCUGCCCAGUAAUUGAGGGUGAGAAGUGGUCUGCAACGAAAUGGAUUCACGUCAGAUCAUUCGAUGAUAAUCCUCCAAAUGCUAUCGGGGAGUGA
Molecule: messenger RNA, 2421 nt
Organism: Miscanthus lutarioriparius
Lineage: Eukaryota; Viridiplantae; Streptophyta; Magnoliopsida; Poales; Poaceae
Source: the annotation of a GenBank genome assembly